Messenger RNA from Etheostoma spectabile (orangethroat darter), 1465 nucleotides. RefSeq names its product ovo-like zinc finger 1a (gene ovol1a). Gene Ontology annotation, biological process: epidermal cell differentiation; regulation of transcription by RNA polymerase II. Gene Ontology annotation, cellular component: nucleus. Gene Ontology annotation, molecular function: DNA-binding transcription factor activity, RNA polymerase II-specific; RNA polymerase II cis-regulatory region sequence-specific DNA binding. NCBI's taxonomy places the organism in Eukaryota, Metazoa, Chordata, Actinopteri, Perciformes, Percidae. The record is from RefSeq and is a predicted model, not a curated record. Bases 1 to 1002 code for a protein of 333 amino acids. The transcript has 5 exons.
AUGCCGAGGGCCUUUCUGGUGAAAAAGGCGAAUGUUUCGCCGGGAAAGCGGAACUGGAGCGAGCUGCCUGAUCAUGAGCGAGGGGACGUCUACAUCCCAGUCUCCAUCUUCCCUCCGACCGCCCUGGUGAUGGAGGCCGAGGCCAGCCUCGCCGAGACGACGCCGCUCUGCCUCUCCAAGCGCUCCGUCUCCGACACGCAGACGCGCGCCGAGCUGCCGUCCAGCACCACGCUGGGCCGCCCGCGGAGCCCGGGGCCGGCGCCGGGGGAGAGGUCCGACGUCAGGAGGAGCUCGCAGGGCAGCGCCACGUACGUCCGCUCCAAAAUCAAGGUAACCACAGGCGAGUUACCGCCCGAUCCGUCUCUUCUUCCCCACUCUCUUCCUCCCGUUCCCGCCCCGCCGGCUCCGGCUCCAAACGCCACUGUGAUGCCAGUUUCCUUGACGACAAGCCCCGACCCCAGGGAAGCGGUCCCCAUGGUGACCAGAUCGGCAGGUCACGGUCAGAGGUCGCUAUCGGCGGUGACAGCGGCGUUUGUGUGCCAGGUUUGCCAGAAGACCUUCCAGUACCAGCGAAUGUUGAACAGACAUCUCAAGUGUCACAACGACACCAAGAGACACCCGUGCAGCUUCUGCGGAAAAGGCUUCAACGACACCUUCGACCUAAAGAGACACGUCCGCACGCACACAGGAGUCCGUCCCUACAAGUGCACGCUCUGCGAAAAGGCCUUCACCCAGCGCUGCUCCCUGGAGUCCCACAUGAAGAAGAUCCACAGCGUCACGCAGAAGUACGCCUACAAGGAGCGGCGCAACAAGCUGUACGUCUGCGAGGAGUGCGGCCUCACGUCGGGGUCCCAGGAGGAGCUGGUGAUCCACCUCCACUCGCUGCACCCCGACAGCGCCCUGCUGAAGGGGAAGGCCGCGAGGAGGGCCGGCGGAGAGUCGUCCCCGGGCUCCGCCCACGGGGCCGACAGUGAUGAUACCACUGGGUCAGCGGGGCAGUAGAGGGGGGGGGCGGGGGGGGCGGGGGGGACCUGGAAGAUCUGGAAGAUCAUCACAUGACAAACUCGGUACAUUUGGACAUAUAAGUUAAGUGAUGCAAGGCAGGUUGAUGACAAUUUAGAUAGUGGUGGGGAAGGUAAAUGUCUAUAUAUGUGUGUUAAUGUAUGUGUGUAUGGAUUUGGGUAUCUGUGUGUGUGUAUGUAUGUAUAUGUAUAUAUGUAUGUAUAUAUAUAUAUAUAUAUAUAUAUAUAUAUAUAUCUCACAGACUACAACCUUAUAUGAAAUAAUUCAAGGCCAAGCCUCUCUUUAAAUGUAUAUUUUACUUAUUAACAGCUCAUAACAAUACUGAUGUAUUUCUUCAUUUGUAUUACGUGUGAAUAUUUCCUGUGGGCUUGUGUCUGUACAGCAAAAAAAGAUGAGUUUUUUUCUAUGAAAGUACUUUGUUCAUUAAAGGAAGUAAUAUAUA